Molecule: messenger RNA, 3483 nt
Organism: Pectinophora gossypiella (pink bollworm)
Lineage: Eukaryota; Metazoa; Arthropoda; Insecta; Lepidoptera; Gelechiidae
Gene: MED19
Product: mediator of RNA polymerase II transcription subunit 19
Exons: 3
Coding region: 104-817 (237 amino acids)
Biological process (GO): positive regulation of transcription by RNA polymerase II
Cellular component (GO): mediator complex
Molecular function (GO): transcription factor binding; transcription coregulator activity
Source: RefSeq, a predicted model, not a curated record
AGCGCUUUCGCGAACGAAGAGAAGGGUGUCGUUUUAGUUUUUAUAAUUUUGUUUAGUGCAAUUUCUUUCUUUAGGUUUGUUAUGUAGACAAUGCUGAUACAAGAUGAUGUCUGAUCAGUUCAGGAAGGUAGAACCCUAUUCUCCGAAGUCCUCGCCCCGAGGUGCGAGGUCACCAGUGGUGUCUCGUCAGGACUCCUCGGGAACUCUGAAGACCACCAUCUCGCUGGGCAAGAACCCGUCCAUAGUGCAUAGUGGACCAUUCUAUUUAAUGAAAGAGCCGCCAGCGGAAUGUGAGUUGACCGGCGCUACGAAUUUAAUGGCAUACUAUGGACUUGAGCACUCUUACAGUAAAUUUAAUGGCAAAAAACUUAAGGAGUCGCUGUCGUCGUUUCUGCCGAACUUACCGGGCAUCAUGGAUGGUCCGGGGCAGGAAGACAACAGCACUCUCGGGUCGGUGAUAGCCAAGAGGCCCAUUGGUGGUAAAGAACUGCUGCCACUGACCAGUGCUCAGCUGGCAGGGUUCCGGUUGCACCCAGGGCCCCUGCCCGAACAGUAUCGCUACGUCAGCGCCACUCCACCCAAAAGACAUAAGAGUAAACAUAAGAAACAUAAGCACACAGAUGGAGCACCUUCUGGACAAGAUACCCCUCUGCAAGACUCAUCAAACCCAGACACCUACGAAAAGAAACACAAAAAGCAGAAACGGCAUGAUGACGAUAAGGAGCGCAAGAAACGGAAAAAGGAGAAGAAAAGAAAAAAGCAAAAGCACAGUCCUGAACACGGUGGACUCACCCCCAGCCAGCAUCCCAUACCUUAGAAUCUAGAUCUGUUACGCUGAUGGAUACUCCUACUGAAAUAUUUGCAUUACAUCUAAGUCAGGUAUGUCUAAGAAAAAAUCUAUUCAGGCUUGUUUAGUCAAUUUCCAUGAGAUGAGCACCAAAAAAACUUUUAAAAAAGGAAGUAUGGACUGAUAUCAAAAUCUUGCCUGGAUUCAAUCCUUGGCAAGCAGAGGUCACCAAUCAAGUCAGUCAGAACAUUUAUUCAAGAUUAAUUCAGUUUUCCAAAGCCCAAAACAUGAAUAUCGGAAAUUACGCUAUAUGGAUUAAUUGGUGUGUAAAAUUCCGUAAUUCAUUUUUGAUAUAAUUGUAAUAUAAAUUAUAAUGUAUACAUAAAUAAAUUUUGCAAACGAGUUUGUUCUAUCAAUGAGCAAUAAUAUGUUCAUUAACUAACUUGUUUUCUUUUUAAUAAUUGUUAAGUCAGAAUAUAAGCUAAUUUACAGUAAUUUGUUUAUGAAUACAAUUUUGUAAUCUUGUUAAAAUUAAAACACAAGCAAUUAAUUGAUUAGGUAUGAUAAUGAUUUCAUUAGGCAUAAAUCUUGGGAAUACUUAGUUAAUGACUUGCUAAUCUCAUUCAUUACUUAAUUUCAGUUGGAGUGUUCUGAUUAAGUAUAAGGCUGAAUGGUAUUGAGUUCAAAGAGAAUCCAGAAAAAAGUAAUAUUAAAAAAUAAAAUGAUUUCUGUUAGUUUGUUGAAACAAUUUAAGCACAUAAAAAUGCUAUUUUUGUUUCUAAACACUCUUUGGGCUCGACAUAUUCAAACGUAAUAAUUUAAGUAUUACAUUUAGAAGUAAGGGUUACAAUAUUGUUUAGUUUUCAUUAUUCACUUCAUAUUAUUCUGCACCACUCUAAUGUGGGGAUAAGAUAAUAUAUCUACCUAUAUUAUGUGUGCAACAUAAAAGUUAUGAACAAUAGGCACAUUUGGCAAAAGCCCUUCAUGUCCUCCAAACUUGAUUCAAUAUGAUAUAUCAGCAUAGAUUUACUACUACCGUAGAUUGAACAUCAGCGCUCAAAAAGUGGCACGCAAAGUUACUGUUAACAUAGCGACGUUGACAGUACUUUACCUCAGUGCGCGAUUAGGCGCCGAACUGGCAACACGGGGAAGUGCGUGGUAAAAACUUGCAAAAUAGAAGCUCAAAGCGAAAAAAGAACGAUCGAACAUCAUAUUUCUAAUAAGUAAUGACAUUGUGCAUGUUAUCAUAGUUUUAAUUUUCGCAGUAAAAUCCACCAAAAUUAUGAUUUAAUUUUAAAAUACACUAAAACAUGUAAUCCGAGUCGCAGUAUAACCCGACAGCGAUACAAAACACCGCCCGCUUACAUACGUAAUAACACGAUGCGUACUUUCUUAAUUUGAUACGAUUUUAUUGAUUGUAUAUACCACUAUGUACGAAUAUAUAACUAAACAAGCGCCAAGUUUCGCCGCAUUUUUGUGUCAAGCGCUGUAUCUACGGUAGUGGUAAAUCAGUGUAUAUCAUCUACUAUUUACUCGAACACCUGUGUAAAUAAGUUUAGAUAAGUAGGUAAUCUAUAGGAAUUCGGUUCUAGAGUUAUGUAACAAACUACAUAAUUGAGGCUAUCAGUGGAGGUGGGCUCGUAAGACCGUGCUACGCGAACGCGAGACGUACUUCAUUGCCGCGCAGCAUCGUCUAGCAGCGCAAUAUUGCUCCACUGGGCAACAUAACAUGUUGCCGUGAGAUCUUUAGGCAUUGACGUAUGUAUAACAUAAUUAUGUUACUUCUUUGUCUUUAGGGUUGAACUAUAUUUGAACGUAUCGCAGUUUCUUAGGUUUGUAUCCUUUUCUGUCACCCAGAACAGUCAUUUGCUAGAGCGAGAUAAAGAGCUGGAUCGCACUCUCACCGCCUCGAUAAAUCUGCCUGCGGUUGCAUUAUCUCACUCUGGUUCUGGGUGUCAGAAAAAGAUAGAAGCAUAGGUGUGACAGCUCAACCCAAGCGUUCACAAAAGGUUAAAAGAUGCAUGAUAUUUAAGGCGACUGUCGUUUCUGUGUAUGGGAUUACGUCAUCGAAUUGUACAAAAAUGGCGGGAAAAAUGGCGUAACAUGGACCGGAUAACCAUUAUGCUCUAUACUUAUUGCAGAGCGAUAACCAUCAUCUCCCUAGCGUUACUCCGUUUUCACAGGGUCCGCUUACCUACCCUAAAAAUUGACAGGCUCGAUUUUUAUAGAAGCGACUGCCUGUCUGACCUUCCAACCCGCGAAGGGAAAACUAGCCCAACACAGGUUAGGUCACAAUACAAGUUAGCUCACACACCUCCAAAACGCAUAAACACUUGUUUAUGCGGCUACUAAUGAGGUGUAAAAAGGGGCAUUUACAACUUAAAUCUACAUACCACGUUUACAGAUGAAUACGAUUGUAAAAUAAUAUCAUACUUACUAAAACUUAUAAUUCCUAUUACGGUUGGUAGAAGCAUAAAUCUUCACACGACGAUUCUGAAGCGACAUUUGGUAUCUUGUAAGAUAGAUAUAAAUUGUAAUAACAUGCAUAUUAUAGUAGUUUUCAACACGUUUGUAUUUAUGUACGUCUAAUGUUACCGAAAUUAAUCAGCAAUUUUUGUGGGUAAAUGUAUCUCAUGAAACUUUUGUAAAUAUGUACCUCUUAUCCCUCUUCAUACCCAAUAAAUACCAUAAAAUGA